GAGAGAGAGAGAGAGAGAGAUCUUUGUUCUUCCUUUUCUAUUCGAUCUUCGAUUCCUCUCUCAUUUGCCUUACGACAAUCAAAAUUUCUCGGGUUUUCAGAUUGAUUUGCGCUCUGCAAUUCCGUUUCUUCUUUUUCUUCAUUUCGGAAUUCAGAUUUGACGAAACCGAAAUCGCGAUUCGUCUUUGUGUGUUUCUGAUGUCUGCCUUGGAAGGAGGAGGAGGAGGUACGCUUUCGGAGAUAUACCAUAGUGCGAAGAGGCUGCUGUUGAGGACCAGAGAUGAGCUCGAGAAAUUGGAGCGUCUUGAGUACACGGCUGCCAGUAGCAUGGACUCUUCCGACCUUUCCACCUCGAUCAAGAGGGAUAUUACUCAGAUCCAGUCGCUCUGUGUUGAGAUGGAUAGACUCUGGCGAUCCGUGGCGGCGAAGUCUCAGCGUGAUUUAUGGAAAAGAAAGGUGGAACAGGUUGCCGAGGAGGCUGAUUCUAUGAAACAAAGCUUAGACAAUUAUUUUCUAAGAAACCAGAAGCGAAUGAUGGAAGCAAAAGAGAGGGCAGAAUUGCUUGGAAGAGCUAAUGGUGACUCUGCUCACAUUUUAAGAAUUUUUGACGACGAGGCACAAGCCAUGAAUUCCGUUCGAAAUUCAUCGCGGAUGAUAGAGGAAGCUAGUGCGACCGGAGAAGCAAUCCUUUUCAAAUACUCCGAGCAAAGGGACCGGCUGAAGAGAGCACAAAGGAAGGCACUUGAUGUCCUUAACACAGUAGGGCUCUCGAAUACCGUCCUGAAACUCAUCGAGAGACGGCACCGAGUUGAUAAUUGGAUCAAAUAUGCAGGCAUGAUCUUAACCAUCGUAGCUGUGUUCGUAUUUGUUCGAUGGGUUCGGUAAGGAAGGUACAAAUUGAGGCUGCUUUAAUUUGAUCUCUCAGUGUUUACACUUCUGGUGGUCUCACUGCCAUCUAAAAGACAAACAACUACAUACUAAAUAGUCUACUUAGAAAGAACAGCUACUACUUUGAUGGUGUCCUCGCCUCAGUCGAGCUUCGCUUUGACGGUGUCCUCUCCUCAGUCGA
Cucurbita moschata (crookneck pumpkin) is the source of this 1068-nucleotide messenger RNA. Its product is annotated as membrin-11-like. Gene Ontology annotation, biological process: vesicle fusion; vesicle-mediated transport. Gene Ontology annotation, molecular function: SNAP receptor activity; SNARE binding. The record is from RefSeq and is a predicted model, not a curated record. Gene Ontology annotation, cellular component: endoplasmic reticulum membrane; ER to Golgi transport vesicle membrane; Golgi apparatus. The coding region runs from base 198 to 884 and encodes 228 amino acids. NCBI's taxonomy places the organism in Eukaryota, Viridiplantae, Streptophyta, Magnoliopsida, Cucurbitales, Cucurbitaceae. The transcript has 4 exons.